Theobroma cacao (cacao) is the source of this 1112-nucleotide messenger RNA. RefSeq names its product peroxidase RIP1-like. Gene Ontology annotation, molecular function: peroxidase activity; heme binding. The record is from RefSeq and is a predicted model, not a curated record. NCBI's taxonomy places the organism in Eukaryota, Viridiplantae, Streptophyta, Magnoliopsida, Malvales, Malvaceae. Gene Ontology annotation, biological process: response to oxidative stress; hydrogen peroxide catabolic process.
CUCAAAGCAAAUUUCAUUUUAAGAUACUUGUCAUGGCUUCUCGCGGCUUCAUCCUCCUUCAGAUCUCUCUGUUGUUGACUGUUGCAACCACAGCUUUCUCACUGUCUCCGUAUUACUAUAAAAAUAUUUGUCCCGAAGCUUUGCCAACGAUCAAGAAAUUAGUGGAGGCUGCAGUGUAUAAAGAGCGGCGGAUGGGAGCUUCUUUACUUCGUCUUCACUUCCACGACUGCUUUGUUAAUGGAUGUGAUGCUUCGAUUCUUCUGGAUCCUACACCCAACAUUGACAGUGAAAAGAAUGCUGUUGCCAAUAACAAUUCUGCAAGAGGAUUUGAAGUGAUCGACCAAAUUAAGGCAGAGGUGGACAAGGUUUGCGGACACCCUGUGGUCUCUUGUGCAGAUAUCUUAGCCGUGGCAGCUCGAGAUUCCGUAGUUGCACUAGGAGGACCAUCAUGGAAGGUGCGGCUUGGGAGGAGAGACUCAACCACCGCGAGUCGGACACAAGCGAACCUCGACAUCCCAUCCCCAUUCAUGGACCUCCCUGCAUUAAUCAACAAUUUCAAGAAUCAAGGUCUGAACCAGAGAGAUCUUGUGGCUCUCUCUGGCGGCCACACCAUUGGGUUUGCACAAUGUUUUACCUUUCGUAACAGAAUUUAUAAUGCAACAAACAUCGACCCUGCCUUUGCAAAAGAACGAAGAGUAACCUGCCGACGAACUGGAGAAAACACUAACCUUGCUCCCCUAGACCCCACACCUGCAUUCUUUGACACUGCAUACUUCAACAACUUGGUGAAGCAGAGGGGGCUACUGAUCUCAGAUCAGGAACUUUUCAAUGGCGGCUCCACUGAUAAUCUUGUAAAGACUUACAGCUUGUACCCUGAAGCUUUUUGGAAGGAUUUUGCAAAGUCUAUGAUUAAGAUGGGGAACAUUAAGCCUUUGACUGGGAACCAGGGACAAAUUCGUGUCAACUGCAGGAAGGUGAAUUAUUAAACAGGAGCAACUGUUGCGGUCCACUACAUUUUCAAGAAAUUAUUUUGAUCAUUUUUGCUCCAACUGUCGUGAAAUAAGAGUUUUUCAUAGCACCUGAAACAAAUAAUGUGACAGGCCUUAGUUGUU